AUGGCCUGGCGCUCGCACGGCGUGGAUAACCAAGACCUCGUUCGCGCCUUGACCGCGAACGCCAUCGUCCGCCAUAAACGCGUCAAGGAGGCCAUGUUACUCGUCGACCGAGGUCGUUACGUUCCCAAGAAUGAAAUGCAAUCCGCGUACGAAGACCGCCCGCUCGCGAUCGGGCACGGCGCGACGAUAUCCGCGCCGCACAUGCACGCGGCGUGUUUGGAACUCCUGGAGACGCGCGUGCGAGCGGGCUCGCGGGUGCUGGACGUCGGAAGUGGGACCGGGUAUCUCAGCGCGUGCUUGGCGUCGAUGGCGAGCGAACGAGGCGAAGUGGUCGGCGUCGAACACAUAGAGGAGUUAGUCGAGACGUCGAUCGAGAACGUGCGAGCGGAUGGAAAGAGUGCGUGGUUGGCGAACGGGCGGUUGACGUUGCGAUGUGGAGACGGGCGGUUGGGGUAUCCGGAGAAGGCGCCGUACGACGCGAUUCACGUCGGCGCGGCUUCGAGGGAGGUUCCGAGGGCGCUGAUCGAUCAGUUGGCGAUCGGUGGACGGUUGGUGAUACCGGUCGGGGAUGAGGGUGGGCAGGCGCUCAUGGUGAUCGAUAAGCUCGAGGACGGCAGUCUGAUGAAGAAGAUGGAGAUGGGGGUCGUGUACGUACCGCUCACAGAUCGCGAGAGCCAACUCAAGCGCUGGUUUUGA
This is a messenger RNA of Ostreococcus tauri, 696 nucleotides long. RefSeq names its product Protein-L-isoaspartate(D-aspartate) O-methyltransferase. Gene Ontology annotation, biological process: protein modification process. The record is from RefSeq and is a predicted model, not a curated record. Gene Ontology annotation, cellular component: cytoplasm. Gene Ontology annotation, molecular function: protein-L-isoaspartate (D-aspartate) O-methyltransferase activity. NCBI's taxonomy places the organism in Eukaryota, Viridiplantae, Chlorophyta, Mamiellophyceae, Mamiellales, Bathycoccaceae. The transcript has a single exon. The coding region runs from base 1 to 696 and encodes 231 amino acids.